CACUAAUCAGAAACGAAACAAAGAGUAAAAUACACUUCCAUUUUGGCACCCAAAAAAAAAAACAAAAAAAAAAAAACGUACAACACUUCCUAAUCCUAUAGUUUCCCUAUAUAAUACACAAUACUCCUACUAUUAUCAACAAGAUUAGAUAUUAAUUAACAUGGAGCAUCAUCAUUACUAUUCUAGCUUGUACCUCAACCUUCUUGUCCUCUUCCUCUCCUUAAUCUCCCUCGCCGUCGCAACCAUCUUCUACAAACACAAAUCACAGUACCACCGCCACGUCAACCUGCCGCCGGGCCGGCGGGGGCUUCCUUACGUCGGCGAAACCCUAGACUUCCUUUCCACCGGAUGGAAAGGCCGGCCGGAGAACUUCGUCCUCGACCGGGUUCGAGAAUUCUCCUCCAACGUGUUCAAGACCCACAUCGUCGGCAAGCCCACCGCCGUCCUCUCCGGCGCCGAGGGCAACAAGUUCGUCUUCACCAACGAGAACAAGCUCGUCGUCGCGUGGUGGCCGGACUCGGUGAACAAGAUCUUCCCGUUCACGGAGACCAGCUCAGUGGCGGAGGAGUCCCGCCGGAUGCGGAGGCUCCUCCCGCAGUUUAUGAAGCCGGAAGCCCUCCAGCGGUACGUUGGCGUCAUGGAUGACGUGGCGCACCGCCACUUCGCUUCCUCGUGGGAGGGUCGCGACGAGGUGGAGGUGUUCCCGCUGGCGAAGAACUAUACGUUCUGGGUGGCGUGUCGGCUGUUCCUCAGCCUGGACGAUCCGGUGCGGAUCGCAGAGUUUGUGGUCCCGUUUAAUGACGUGGCGACGGGUAUUUUCGGGCUGCCGUUGGAUCUGCCCUUCACGGCGUUCAGGCGGGCGAUCAGGGCGUCCAGGUAUAUAAGGGAGGAGUUUCUGACGGGGAUUAUUAGGCAGAGGAAAUCCGAGCUGGCGGAAGGGAAGAAUGCUGACGUGGCCAAAACGCUGGAUAUAUUGUCGUUCAUGCUGAUGGCCACCGACGACAACGGCGAGCGUAUGAGCGAGAGGGACAUUGCCGACAAGAUACUGGGGCUUCUCCUCGGCGGCCACGACACGGCCAGCUCCACGUGUUCUUUCGUCGUGAAGUUCCUGUCGGAGUUUCCUCAGAUCUACGACCGAGUUUACGAAGGUGACGAGUUUUAAUUUAAUUUGUUUUUGUCUCUCUACUUAAUUAUUAAUUUUUUUGUCUCUUUACUUAUUAUCGGAGUUGAUGCAUGCAAAGUUGAUUAGUUUAUCUCCAAAUGACGGCCGGCCAAGCUUACGGUCUUUUGGCCGGCUAACCGUCUCCUCAUAUUUUUUCCCCUCUAAUUUGGAGUUUUCUGGCCGGAACUUUACAAUUGUUGAAAAAUUACAUUUCAUUCCAAAUUCUAUGUUUCUUAUAAUUUUUAGCAUCUACACUUAAAAAAAAAUUUACUACAAAAAAGUCCAUAAUUUCGACGGUUAAAUUACAUUUAGUAUUUUUAAUGUUUUUUUGCCUGAUAUUAUAAUACAUGUGCUUUUAAAAU
This is a messenger RNA of Linum trigynum, 1524 nucleotides long. The record is from the annotation of a GenBank genome assembly. Lineage: Eukaryota; Viridiplantae; Streptophyta; Magnoliopsida; Malpighiales; Linaceae.